Molecule: messenger RNA, 5396 nt
Organism: Physcomitrium patens
Lineage: Eukaryota; Viridiplantae; Streptophyta; Bryopsida; Funariales; Funariaceae
Molecular function (GO): protein binding
Source: RefSeq, a predicted model, not a curated record
UUGGCUCAGGGUGCAUGAAAUCGGCACCGACUUGUGAAUCUUGGGAUGAACCUAGAGCUGGGAUCGAUUCCCGAGUCGAACGUUCUCCCCCGACGGAUGGCUUCAGCCCACGCCGAGAUUAGAUUGCACGGAAUUCUUCCCCAGGAUUAUAGAACUGAUAAACAAAGUGUGCACGGGUUGCAGGUUUGCGAUGGGGUUCGAAGCGUAGUGAGAUGCUUGCGGCGGUUGCGACGGGAAGACUAUGCUGGAGCUGGUUGUUUUGUUUAUUGCUUAAGGGGAUGAAAAUUGGGUGCGUGCACAGGGAGAAGGGAUCAGGCUGCAGCAGCCUCCAUGGAGAGCUUACGUCAUGGUAUUUUUAGACCUCUGCGGCUACGCAGUAGGCCGUGGGAACCAUAAGAGCGCAGAUGCUAUUUGUACCUUGUGACGAUGUCGAGAGUCGGAGUAUUUUUAGAGGGAUGCGUAAAUGGCUCCUCGGCCGAGAAGAGCGGCAGCAACAACCUCUCCAGUUGGGGGUUAAUGCAGGCGGCCGGUUAGCCAGGAGAACGUGAGUGAUGUGUGCAGGGGAGGCAUACGUUGAGUGUCUGUGCCUGGCUUGCCGAUAGACCUAUGUCAUGAUGCUGACGACCCAUCGCCACUUGCACUUUCUAGUUGCACUGGCGGUGCUGAAGAAAGAAACAGCUUUUGGGGUCGCACAGGUGGUUUUUGUAUUUAUUUUUCUACUUGUGUUUGCUUCUGGGUCGACGACCGAGGCUUGGAGAGCAAAACAAUAGCCAUAUGAAUUUCUUCACCGCACUGAUAGUGGAAGGAAAUAAUAGGAGCUCGCUGGUAUUAGAUAGAUUUAGAAAUUCGGAAGAAUUCGUGUCUAGGUUGUUCUCGGGGGCUGCAUUGACUGGGAGGGAAGGGGCUAGUCAAGUCGAGGUUUUGGGUUUUUUCACGGUUUUUGGGUGAUCAGUUGUGGGGAUGAGUGUGGCGGUUUAGGUCAGCGGAGUGGAGAGCCGUCGGCAAAAGAAUGCUGGCAGAGCUUGAGUGAGGUUGAGACGUCUGACCAUAAUGCUGUCGAAUGCAAAGAACGCCAUGGAGGAGCCCGAGCGAAGCUGGCCGGAUCAACGCAAUGCUUCCAUGGGUAGUUUCAUUGACUUGGAUAUUAGUCUAGAUAUAGUGCCCAGCAAGUUCGAUACAGGGCGUGACACCAGACGAUCUUUGUCUUCUCACCGACCAAAAGCGAAGGAAUCAGGGAAGGGAAAUGCUUGGGCUGAAGCCAACGAGUUGCAGAGUAAUCUGCAUAUUGAGGUUGGCGAUCGAAGCUUUCAAUUACACAAGUUUCCACUCAUUUCGAAGAGCGGCAAACUGAACCGCCUGGUGUUCGAGCUGCGCGACCCCAACAAGGACCGCAUAGCGCUCCAUGACAUACCAGGGGGGGCGAGCGCAUUUGAAGACGCUGUUCGAUUUCUUUAUGGGAAGAGCGUCCCGAUCACCGCUGCUAAUGUGGGUGCGCUUCGUUGCGCUGCAGAGUUCUUGGAAAUGAACGAAAGCUUAGGGGAGGGAAGCUUGGUUGCGAAAACUGAGCACUACUUGAACCUUGUGGUGGUAGGGUCAUGGAAAGACUCAAUUACCGUUCUGCGUGCGUGCUCGGAUCUUAAACCCUGGGCGGAGGAUCUCGAAAUCGUACGCAGGUGCAGUGAAUCCGUUGCGUGGAAGGCGAGCACUGAUCCUCACGGCCUCCGCUGGUCUUAUUCUAAAGGCACAGGUGGCAGGGAUGCCCCUCGCGGAUGGUGGUUCGACGAUGCUUGUAGCCUUUACAUUGACACGUUCAUCAAAGUUAUCAAUGCCGUCGCUUCUAAGGGCAUGGACUACACGAUAGUGGCCGCGGUGGUGGUGCAGUAUGCUGAGAAAUGGUUGGGGCUGACGCAGUCGCCCACCACGAAGCCAACGCAAGGCGAUUCUCCCAAAUCUAACGGCGACGUAGUUGCAUUUAAGGGGUUUAGUCGAGACUUUUCGAGCAAAGCACAGAUCAAGAAUCGCGCCAUCGUCCAAGGCAUUGUAAGCUUGCUCCCUUCGCAAUCAAACUCCAUCUCCUACAAAUUCCUUCUGAAGCUCCUGCGAGCUGCUUGCGCAGCAAACGCUGGCUCCAUGUGCAAGACGGAUUUGGCGAGAAGAAUUGGCACUCAUCUGGACAAGGUCUCCGUUGAUGAGCUUCUCAUACCUGCGUACAGCGCCACCAAUGAUUCCAUGUAUGAUAUUGACGUGGUGCACCAAAUCGUAGAGUCUUACCUUGAGGAGCAAAGUUCAAGGAGUCUCCCAGCGAGCCCCACGAGCAGCUCCGACAAGACGAGUGUCACAAGUUCAAUCACCACGAACAUUUCUAGCAUAACCACAUCUUCCAGUGACACGGACACCAGCAGCGUUACCGGGCGAAGCAGCGUCUCAGGUACAAGCGUUUCAGGAACAAGCUCGACGCGUACAAGCAUUUCGAGCAUUUCUGGCUCAAGCACCUCACGCACAAGCGUUUCGAGCAUAUCGGGGUCAAGUGUCACGGGGACUAGCAUGUCAGGAACGAGCGUCUCAGGGAGCGGCACUUCGAUUUCCCGUACCACAUCAAGCAUGAGUGAUUCGUCUGGAAGCGACACAAGCACCACCACCGGGACAACUAGCAGCAGCGAGGAGUCGAGGAUGAAGAUUGAUAACAAGUUUGAGAAGUCUAAGUUCUUUGCAACGGAGGGUCCAACGAGGAGAUCACAGCUUCCUCCCACUUCAUCAAAUCUUAGAGUUGCAGAGAUCUUGGAGACUUACUUGGAAGAGGUUGCUAAGGACUCGAGCAUUCCACUCGGAAAGUUCGUGGCGCUGGCUGACCUAUUUAUCGAGUUUCCUCGAGAAUCAGAUGAUUGUGUAUACAUAGCAAUCGACACCUUCCUGCGGUCUCACCCAAGCUUGAAUGACCUUGAGCGCCGUGACCUGUGCAAAGUGAUGGACAUUCAAGCCUUGUCCCUGAACGCUUGCAUGCACGCCGCUUCAAAUGACCGUCUUCCUGUGCGAGUAGUCGUUUCGGUACUCUUCGCGGAGCAAGUCAAGCUGCGAAAUGCCAUUACAGGCACGGCUGUUGUUAACGACAAGGGCGUGGAUAGCAUUCCCGCUAUCUUCUCCUCCUCCACUUCUUACUCGGGAACCAGUUCAGACCCGCUCUCGAAAUCCAGUGCUUCCACAAACACGUCCACGGACACAUCCACCACAAGUCUUUCAACUACAGGUGGCUCACGUAGCAGCGCAUACAGUCUUUCCAUUCGCAGCGAGCCUCUCAGCGCGGCCCCUAGCGCCGCUCCAAGUGCUGCGCCGAGUGCUGUGAGCUCGGUCCUGCCAGGUGGUUUGACUGUUAAAGACACGGUUCGGGGUGCUCUCUCUGAGAUUGAGAUGCUGCGGGCGGCGGUGCAAGAAAUUGAAAUGGUGAAGGCUCAUCUCAGCUACAUGAACGUCCUCCAGCAGGACAUAGAAAGUAUCAACAGGAAGUUUAUGGAUUUUGCUCAAGAUUACUCAGGAAUGACGCAUCAGGUGGAGGAGUUAAUGAAAGCUACCAAGCACAAAAGUGGCUGGACCUCCGGAUGGAAGAAAAUGGCGAAGCCGUUCCAGGGAAAGGAUCAGUCUGAUCCGCUGAAGAACUUCCACCACAGCUUAUCCUCAGAGAAGCACUUGAAGGCUGCAGCAGAUACUAUUCCCUUAUAUCAGCAAAUGAAUAUCCUGCAUCCUACAGAUGUCCAGCGUCUUCAACCUAUUCAACCUAUUCAACCCACUCAAACCCCCAAGACGCCAGUGCAAGCAGCCGCACCCAAGGCCUUAGUGCCAUCAGCCGUACCCAUGGCUCCAAUUGAAGCUCCGAGGGCGAAGUCGAUGACUUCGGCUUCCAAGAUUCCAGAGGCCAAGUUGGAGACGCCGGUCAAGGUUAUUGUCAUGCCCAAGGGCGAGUCUCCGAAGGUGGAGACUGUUCCGGCCCAGUCUCAAAGUACUAAUACUGCUACUACCAUCACUACCACCACUGAGGCGCCGUCUUCCAAGGCUAAUGGAACCGUAGAUCAGGUUGCGAAAGAAGUGCAGCCACCGAAGCAGAGUGUGUCUUCAACUAAAACAGAGACGAGCACAGUGAGAGAAACAGCAGAGGCUUCGAGAGAUAGCACCACGCAUCCCAACAAGAACCCGAAGACACCAGGACGCCAGUCUCGUAGCCAACACCGCGCUUCAUCCCCACCACCCGACGCCUAUCACGGCCGCCUCCAUCGCAGAGAUUCCGACACUCUCUCUGUUUCUACUGAUACCAGUUAUUCCAGCUUUCAGAGCAGUCCACGCCAUCGACACAGAGACACAAGCUCGGGCCAUCGUCUCUCCGAAGACCGCAACCAUCGAGGCAGUCCUCACGGUCGCGGGCGCCACAAAUCGCACAACCGGCACAGGGACGGAUCCGCGGAGCACCACACGAGCAGUCACCACCGAGAACGCAGCCCAGACAACCGCCAUCGCCGAACCCACCACAGCCCCGAUCAUCACCUCCGGAAAGACCACCACCAUCACAGUAAGGAUCCCCCUCGAGUAAGCAAUGUCAGCAACCACAAAACCGGCUCGGAUCAUCACCCCAGCCACCACAGCUACUUCAAGCCGCACCACAAAAGCCACCGCAAGCAUCACCACAAGAGAGAUUACGACUCCGCAUCCAACUACAGCAGCGAUUCUGGAUCAAGGCCAUCUAGACCUCGGCGGCAUUCAGGAGUGUAAAUCAGCAACUGCUUCUUCUUCUCGUUUCCGCUUGUAGGUGACAAAUCUUUAUUGCAAAGCUUAACGGCGUCGGUCAUGCAGGACAUCAGUGAAAUACAAACCCACACACUCUUUUAGUAGUCUCUUCGAAGUAGAUCCACUGGGUUUUAGAAUCUUAAUAGAGACAUAAGAAGCAGCACAUUCAGGAAGUGAAGGUAGUCAUACUUCUUGAGCAGAGGUGAGCUAUAGAGCAAUUUGCGUCACACUGGUGCAAGAGGGUUUUUCCAUAGCUUCCUCGAUAAGAGUAGGUCACACAAUUCAGCAUUGUCUAUAAUCGUCACAAGGUAUUUUUUUGUACAGCGCCACUUGGGUACUCUCUACUUAAGUUUUUUGUUUUACAGAUCUGUUGGGUUCUUCUUCCUGUUGAUGCUCCAGGUGGUGAAGUCUAGGUCUAGAAAAACUAGGAAAUAUAGAAACAGUUAGACAUAUGCAACCAGGCUCGUGUGCCGGGGCUUCCAUUCCAUUCAGUUUUAUUCAAAAACACUGCAGAGACUUGUUACCUGUCGUGCUUCAUGCAUAAUGCGCUUUUUUGUGCAAGCAUGGCUGAGGAAGUGCUUUGGAGUAAAGUUUCCUGAUUUGGGGUUGUACUCAGUUAUAAAAAA